CUCCGCAGCGGAGGCGGCGGGGAAGCAGCACAAGUGCGCGGCGCUUCCGCUGCCUUUCUCCUUCUGAUGCCCCUUCGCGACUGCACGGCAGCCCGGCGGCCGCAGCUCCGGGAGGAUGCGGUUCUUCCUCCUUGCUGCAACUUUCUGGGGAUUGUGCCUGCCUCCAGGUUUGGGUUUGCAAAUACAAUGCUACCAGUGUGAGGAGUUCCAGCUAAAUAAUGACUGUUCUGCUCCAGAGUUCAUCGUGAAUUGUACAGUGAAUGUUCAAGAUAUGUGUCAGAAGGAAGUAAUGGAAAAAAGCUUUGGAAUCAUGUAUCGCAAAUCCUGCGCCUCUUCAGCAGCGUGUCUGAUAGCUUCUGCUGGGUACCAGUCCUUUUGUUCUCCGGGGAAGGUGAACUCUGUUUGUAUCAGCUGCUGUAACACUCCACUCUGCAAUGGACCCCGGCCGAAGAAGAGGGGGAAUUCUGGCGUGGUGCUGAGGGCACACACAAUAACCACUGUUCUGCUCCUUACAUUGGCUCUGUGGGUUUUGUAUUGCUAAACUUCAAGCAAGUAUUUUUUUGCCUUGACAAAGUUUGUUCUGUCUCCUUUCUUCAAAGACACUGCAGUUAUUUUCUGUUUGUUUCCAAAUCCCUGUCAACAAAGAGGGAAAUUCAGUGGUUGUGGGGAGAAAGGGACUGAUAUUUUCGGCAGCUAAUGAAUUCAGUUAGCAGAUUGAAUUUCCAGGGUGCACUUAAAAAUCCCAUCAGCAGGAUACAGAACUCUGCUUUUGUUGCAUAACUGGAAACAAAUCCACCUAUAUUAUUUCAUUUUAAGAUGUAGUUAAUUCCUUGGUAAUUUUGAUUUCCAUGUUUUUAAGUUCAUUGCUAAUCAUUAACUUUGCCUUAUGAAGUCAUACUUGAUGUUCACAAAGGCCGUUUGGUGCGUCUGGGCUGGGCUCUGAGCUAGUCUCUAGGGGUACUACUUCCAAGCUGGACUGCUGUGGUUCGGGUCCUGGUUCCUGUAGGCUGCAGUCAGGCUUGGUCUCAUUCUGAAAAGUACUUAAGAAAACUUUGUUAUUGCUCAUCCUAGAAGAAUUGCGCCUAGAUGACAUGAAGAGCAGUGGGCGCAGAGACCGGCUGCUCCUUGCUCUGGAGCUCUCGUUUGCUCUGAGAAACUUCUCCUUGUUGACAUGCUGUAUGGUCAGGCGGCAGCGAAGGACCUGCAGGAACACGCUGCGGAACUGCUGAGAAGAGAUGUUGUACAGGAGGGGGUUCACCACCGAGCUGAGGUAGAAGAAGAUGUCGGCAAUGGGAAGAAGAGUGAUGUAUGCUCUAAAGUAGGGGACGGUCCAGUCCUGCUUUGGUUUAGCAGCAGCCAUGAUCCUUCUAACCUGAUUUGGCAUCCAGCAUACGGCCAGAGUUGCAAUAAUCAGUCCUGCGAACAGAAAGAGGAAGAGGUGUGCAUAUAUGGAAAGAAAAAACCAUAAACCACUAAAUAUCAGUUCUGCGCUUGCUCAUUAGGGAAUGGUACCAAUUUCUCAAUGUUUUGCUUGACAGUUUUUUCUACCAGUAGCAUUUUUUUGUUUGUUGUUUUCAAUAACUGUGACAAGGUCACUGCAGCACAUGCUCUGACAGAAGAGUGCAUACUGCUUGGCUGGUAUUUCUUUGUACCUAUGGCCAUUUAUGAGUGUUCUUUCACUGAUACCUGUAUCUCCAAAAAGAAUGCAUUUUUAUUUUAGUUUCUGUUCUUACUUCUCUUUUGUCUUUCCCUUUACUUUGAAAACCAAACAAAAUAAAUAGAAGCUAUAGCCAUAUUAGAUCAGGCAAUACCCAGAAGAGAUCAGAUUCUUGUUUGUACUUUGGAAAAAAAAAAAAAAAAAAAGAAAAUGUAUGCAUAAUAAUAAAUUUCCUGUUAUUUUUGGUAAAUUUCCUCUUACAGAAAAUAUUUUUAAGCAAAAUAUGUAUGGAUCUUUUUAUGGUAAUUAAGAUAUGUUGGGCUUUCUUAAAAUCGAAUUCCAGUGGAAUUAAAUUAUGAAUGUAAAUGAGAAAAACCCAAGCCUAGUCAUGAAAGUGUAAGCAGUUUCAGAUUAUAAAUUAUGCUUUAAAAUGUGGUAUCUGACCAUUCUGUAUUUAUAUAUAAGUAUAAAUACAUGUUGCUGCAUCACUAAUGACAUUAAAAAGGGGGUGACUAGAUGUCUGAAAA
This is a messenger RNA of Melopsittacus undulatus (budgerigar), 2184 nucleotides long. RefSeq names its product LY6/PLAUR domain containing 1 (gene LYPD1). The transcript is spliced from 3 exons. Gene Ontology annotation, biological process: acetylcholine receptor signaling pathway. Gene Ontology annotation, molecular function: acetylcholine receptor inhibitor activity. NCBI's taxonomy places the organism in Eukaryota, Metazoa, Chordata, Aves, Psittaciformes, Psittaculidae. The coding region runs from base 116 to 541 and encodes 141 amino acids. The record is from RefSeq and is a predicted model, not a curated record.